CCACCCUCCUCCGUGACACACACCCGCAUCCCACCCUCCUCCGUGACACACACCCGCAUCCCACCCUCCUCCGGGACACACACCCGCAUCCCACCCUCCUCCGGGACACACACCCGCAUCCCACCCUCCUCCGGGACACACACCCGCAUCCCACCCUCCUCCGGGACACACUCCCGCAUCCCACCCUCCUCCGGGACACACUCCCGCAUCCCACCCCCCUCCGGGACACACACCCGCAUCCCACCCCCCUCCGGGACACACACCCGCAUCCCACCCUCCUCCGUGACACACACCCGCAUCCCACCCUCCUCCGGGACACACACCCGCAUCCCACCCUCCUCCGGGACACACACCCGCAUCCCACCCUCCUCCGGGACACACACCCGCAUCCCACCCUCCUCCGGGACACACACCCGCAUCCCACCCUCCUCCGGGACACACACCCGCAUCCCACCCUCCUCCGGGACACACACCCGCAUCCCACCCUCCUCCGGGACACACACCCGCAUCCCACCACUGGGGCGACUACUGCUGACCGCGGCAAAACAACACACCUAG
Volvox carteri f. nagariensis is the source of this 558-nucleotide messenger RNA. RefSeq lists its product as uncharacterized. The transcript has a single exon. The record is from RefSeq and is a predicted model, not a curated record. The annotation marks the transcript as partial. NCBI's taxonomy places the organism in Eukaryota, Viridiplantae, Chlorophyta, Chlorophyceae, Chlamydomonadales, Volvocaceae.